AUGGACAAGCUUCCCAGCGCAGAAGAGAUGCAAGAAACCCUCGCCCGGCGAGAAGAGAAGAUCCGCGAAUCAUGGGUUCGUACCAUGGAAGCAAGAAUCGUUCGUGAAGAACUUCAGAAAUGCCACAAAGCCGAAGGGGUCAACCACUAUCAGGUGUGCAACGAGCUGGCUAAGAAGUAUCACUCUCUGUUGGCUGAUGCUAAGGUUAAGGGCUUCAGAGUGAUUGACACUGAGUAG
Messenger RNA from Ustilago hordei, 237 nucleotides. Its product is annotated as putative NADH-ubiquinone oxidoreductase 12 kDa subunit. The record is from RefSeq and is a predicted model, not a curated record. Lineage: Eukaryota; Fungi; Basidiomycota; Ustilaginomycetes; Ustilaginales; Ustilaginaceae. The coding region runs from base 1 to 237 and encodes 78 amino acids. The transcript is spliced from 3 exons.